AUGGAUGGACAAGUUAGAAGUUUUCAGAGGAUGUACAUGUGCUUCAAAGCACAAAAAGAUGGUUGGAAUGCUGGAUGUAGACCCCUGAUUUGUUUAGAUGGCUGCCAUAUCAAAGGCCAUCAUCCUGGACAGCUUUUAACUGCAGUUGGCAUUGAUGCAAACAAUGGGAUGUACCCUAUUGCCUAUGCACUUGUGGAAAUAGAGGAUCAAGCUACUUGGAUCUGGUUCCUUGAAUACUUGAAGGGUGAUUUGGGUAUAGAAAACAGCAAGAGGCUUGUGUUCAUGAAUUGUGUUUGGCAUUUGUACAACAACUUCAAGGGUAAGAAUCCAGGAGAGGGACUGAAACAGUUAAUGUGGAAUACAACAAGAAGUAGUACUGAAACUUGGUAUAAGAAGCACAUGGAUGACUUGAAGAUGUUGAGUCCUGAUGCAUUUAACUGGUUUCAUGACAAACCUCCAAGACAUUGGAGUAGAGCUUUCUUUGUUGAUGACUCAAAGUGUGAUAUCCUCCUCAACAACCUGUGUGAGUCCUUCAACCAUGCCAUCUUACCUUGUAGGGAUAAGUCUGUUCUUACCAUGUUUGAGAAGUUGAGGAUGGAUAUGAUGGUGAGGAAUGCAAACAUAAGGGUUUCUUGUGAGCAGUGGAAGGGAGUCGUUGGUCCUAGGAUAAAGAAGAUAAUAGUUAAGACUGCAGAGAGAGUAACACAGUACAAAGCACAUAGGAGAACUGAGUACAGCUACCAAGUUACUGGAACAUGGGAAAAUGGCAGCAAGCAUGCAGUGGACUUCGGUCUUCAUACAUGUACUUGCAGAAGGUGGCAGCUUAGUGGCAUACCUUGUGUACAUGCCCUCUGCGCAAUAAGAUUCAAGAAACAUGAUCCUGAUUUGUAUUGUGAUGACUACCUCAUGGCUUCUACCUAUUUGCAGACAUAUACACCUGCCAUAAGCCCCAUUGCAGGGUAG
Argentina anserina (silverweed cinquefoil) is the source of this 963-nucleotide messenger RNA. RefSeq lists its product as uncharacterized. Lineage: Eukaryota; Viridiplantae; Streptophyta; Magnoliopsida; Rosales; Rosaceae. The transcript is spliced from 2 exons. The coding region runs from base 1 to 963 and encodes 320 amino acids. The record is from RefSeq and is a predicted model, not a curated record. Gene Ontology annotation, molecular function: zinc ion binding.